Messenger RNA from Aedes albopictus (Asian tiger mosquito), 12338 nucleotides. RefSeq lists its product as uncharacterized. Lineage: Eukaryota; Metazoa; Arthropoda; Insecta; Diptera; Culicidae. The record is from RefSeq and is a predicted model, not a curated record. Bases 7924 to 10578 code for a protein of 884 amino acids. The transcript has 2 exons. Gene Ontology annotation, molecular function: nucleic acid binding; zinc ion binding.
AAAGAGUAGUGAUACAAGAAUUGUAUGAAAUAAUGGUAGCUAGUAAAAACGCAUUCUAUAUAUAAUCCAAAAUCAUUCCCAUUACUGUAAAAUAUUAAUGGAACUGACCAGCUGGGCUGUGCAGAAGGUGAAUCCAAUUGCAUGGAUGGCGGAAAUAGCAACCAGUCAAAACCGAUUUAUAACAGAUACAUACAUUACCCAAAAAGCUCUUAAAACUCAACAAGAGACCUCUAAGCGAUUUUAUAACAUUCCCCAAAUUGUGGCGAAUUUCGUGAAACUGGCAACACCGCAAGAAUCAGAAGAAUAAACUUCAGAUAGAAAAAUGAGUCUGACGGUUGAGGGUUUGAGCAUUUCCCAGUUACGGAAAUCUACACUAAAAUGUAAGCAAAUGAAAUUAAAUAUGUUUAAUUGAAGCUGCUUAACUAAAAGGCUGCUUUCAAAACCCUGAUAAAAAUUUCCAAUAAAAUCACCAUAAACUACCAUUGAAUAAUGAUAAAUUUGGCUGAUGCAUCCACCGAAAUAACGUUCUCUCUUCUUAAAGAGAAAACUACACUCACAAAGUAGAUGUUCCGAGGUUUCAGAGUUGAAACCACAGAACCGACAUUCUUCUGAUUGAAUCUUCUUGAGCUUCAGGUAGUUGACUUGAAUUCGCUUCAGCAAAUUUGGAUUUUUUUAAUGUUAAGAUGCAUAACAACCCCCAUUUUGUAUUGUAAAAGUGACAUUUACAAUACAUGCUAUGGUGGAAAACCAUAGGGUCUGUUGUUACUCUAUCGUUUUCAAUUAAAUACCAUUCAUUUCAGCGUGUUGUAACAAUACAUUCUGUUGUAUCUCUAUGAUCUUUUUUAUCAGGGUAGGUGUGAUAGGGUGGGUGUGAUUAAUCCGAAUAAAGGUGAUCCCCUCAACACUUACCAUGCACAAUGAACAUUUUGUGGCUCUUCGAGCAAGAAUAUAAUGUAUAUUCUUUUCGGGGAAUCGGAUCAUUUGGAAAACUGACUUUCGGAAAAAAGGGCAUCCGUUGAACUAGCGUUCGGAGAAACAAUAUCUGAGAAACUGGCUUUCGUGGAAAAGUAAAACGAUCAUGCAAAAUAACAUCAUCAGCCGAAAACAACAAAAAUUUACCUUCAUUAUUUCGCGCUCCUCGAGAGAAAAUAACAAAUUAAGCAUUGUCCAGUUACAAUCAGGACGCAGAGUAUAAUACGUUUGUGCUCAUGGAUCUGCUUGGGAGCUGUCCAUUUAUUACGUAAGGCUAUUUUCCUGAUUUUUCGACACCCCCACUCCCCUUGUAAGAUUUUUCGUAUGAAACUCUAAAUUUUUUGUAUGACGCGUAAGAUUUUCCAAACCCCCCCUCCUCCCAUAAACCCUUACGUAAUUAAUGGACACGGACAGCCCCUUGGAAUUCCAAGAUUUGGCAGGAAGUUCGAGCUCUGGGCAUCGUUUUCCCACAUCACAAUAAUGACACAAAAUAAUAGCCUAAAGAAUCGCGUGCAACUUUUCAAAAUUGCACACGGGGAAUCUGUAGAAGUUUAAGCUACUUUGGCGAACAGUCACGACAGCCAGAGAUGUUCAGUGGUAUCAUCACGGAUGGAUAGUGUUUAUUAAGGAAAAAAACUCAAAUUUCGCCUCUUUGGAAUUCACUGAAUUGCUAUUAAUUACGCAAGAGUAGAAAUGUUUGGCAAAGUCUCUUUGGAAUCUUAACCCUCUUCGUGUGUUAGGAUCAUAAUGACCCCUAAACGUGCACUAGGUCAGCGAGGUGCGCGCAAGCUAAAGCACGAAGAAGGUUAAUAAGACUGGUAGAGGGUCUGAGGACACUACAGAGAUGACCUGAUCGUGAGACAAAUACGCCAGAGGGGCACCCCUUCAAGGAAAAAAAAUCUGCACAAUGAUAGUAAAUUUUAGCAUCAACGUUGAUGCUAAAAUUUACUAUCAUUAUGCAGAUUUUUUUUCUUUGUUCGGGGCGGCGACACCGCCACCACACAAGAGUUCAACUAGAAAUCCUCUAUUAUAGAGAUUAGCGGAAGAUACACAUGUCGAUUCGGCAACGCUGUUUGUUUUGUUUACGACUGCUUCCAACACUUGCCAUAAAGCUAGAAGUUCAAGCUUUGUGCGUGACUUUGUUGUGGCGCAAGUUUGUUCUGUUUACGUUUGUUAAUUAUAGUUGAUUUUUUUCCCAAAAUUUUGAAAAAAGUAGCGCAAUUGAAAUUCUUAAGUCUUAAAUACAUUGCAAAGAAUAGCGCUAAUCAUAUCGACAGAAGUAAAUCAAGUAGCAGUAAUGGAAGUUUUUUCGAGAAGAGCAGCUAUAAAAGUUGAACAUGAAUUUUUGAAACCAGAAUAAUUAAAUAUUAUCUUUUUACUACAUUUUCAUAUGCCACAACAUUUUCGAUAUUAAAAAUAAAUAAUUAUAAUUUGUUUAGUUCUGAUUACAAUACCCUAAAAACGAUAAACAUGUUCGUUUGGUUCACACUCUGACAGUUCUUUCUGAACGAUUGGCUCACAACGCUCACAAUGACCGCUUCCGCAUAUGUCUAUAAUUAGCCUGUGCAUGCCGGCAGGAACGACAUACGAAUGACACUAAUGAGUGAAGCUUUUUUGUCGACCUUCUAAAGCUUUCAACAGCGUUCGACAUUCGAUAAGAAAAUCUUAUUGGAAUCUAAUUAGAAUAGUAAACAACAGCUAUUCCCAUUGUAGCCUCAUUGACUGAAAUUCAAUUCAACCGUUAUUUUAAUUUUCAGGUUAUAAUAUCUCACAAAUCGCAAAAAUCGCAACCUGAAAUGUUUAGCAAAUACACAUCAAGAGGUAUAUUUGGUGUUUUUUUUUUUAAUAUUUGAUCUUUUGUAAUAGCAUUAGUAAAGGUGGUGCCUCUCCAAAUUUUCGACAGUAUGUUUACCUAGUAUUGAUGGGUAUUUGAUAAAAAAACAGGUUGCGAUUUUUUUUGCAUUUUGUGAGAUAUGUAAUCUGAAAAUUACACCAUUUUUUCGAUUUUUUAAUUUUAUUCUUCAUUGUCUAUUUUUUUCUGGAAUUUUGACUUCUAAGAAAGUGUUGUUUAUUUUGUUAAAAUUAACCAUUUUGCCGAAGACGUGAAGUCUCUAGGACGUAAAACUAAAAAGUUAGAUGGUGGCGCACCCUAUGCGGAUUAGUUAUGAACUACUAAUUUCUUCACAAUUAGCUCCUUUAGCGGUGUUGAGAUAAUUCCAUAUUCUGAAUCUGCACGCCAAACUAGGACAAGAUUCAAAUUUUCAUGAAUUUUGGUUCUCGGGAACCUAUUUAAAAAUCAAUAUGAAGUUUUUAUGGGAGCGAUUUGAUGAAUCACCCCUUGUCGGGUUUUGUACUGGGCGGAGCUUUCAAGCAGUUGCCGAGCUGUUAAAAGGUGAUUUUGAAAAAUCGCUUUGAAAUUGAUUUAGGUAUCAAAAUAAUGUUCUAAAAAUCUGAAAAAAAAAAACAUACUGGUUUGAAAAAAAGUGGUCUUUCAUAUGAAAUUGAAAAAUCAAUAUUUUUUUCCUAAGUGCUCCUAAUUAUUACAAAAAAAAGUUGUCGAAGACACUAUGUGCCGGAAAUGCUUCUUUUCGGAGUAAUUACUUUUAGCCCGCUAGAUUGCUAUCCUGGCCUUCAGUGCAUUGUGGUGCUAUUUAUUCAUUUCAUAGCGACUGCUUUAGUUAUUUUAAUGAUCCUUUAAAAGGUUCAAAAUUGAAUACACUCAUUCGAAAAGGGUAUUCUGCUUAGAGGAGAUGCUGAGGAAGAUUACAAGUGGUAGUCGAAAUACGCGUAUCAGUUAAAGGAUAAGCAAUAGAGGGCGGAAUCAAAAUAUACAGUACAAAACUAAUUCAUUAUUUAAUUAAGGUACACCGGGGCAAGUUGAAACGGGUGGGGCAAGAUGAAACGCGAAGUUUUAAAAAAGAUUUCAAUACAAUUUGGAAAUUUAUCCUUUGUUAAAAGAUUGUUUGAAUCAAAAACUAUGUGUUAUGGCAAUCACAUUAUUUAUCAUCAUUAGAAAACAUCAUGUUAACUAGCUGUUUCAUCUUGCCCCACCCGUUUCAACUUGCCCCGGUGUACCUUACACAGUUCGAAAAAAGCCUGUAAAAUUAUGAUGGAUCGAAUGUAACAAAAAGACCCCGUCAUAUAUGAUGGAAAUUUUUGUGCGAUCUUAAAAUUACAUUGCAGAUAUCUGUUAGGAAAUAUAAAGAAAAAUUGAGCUCCAAGCGAGAAUCGAACUCUGAUCCUUGGGAUGUGAGUAGCACGCCCGGCUAUCUCAGCUUGUUGGGGAGCAGACAGUCAAAGUUAAACUGCUUCUACCAUAAUGCACGCAUUCCCGACAUGCUCCGGCUGCUGCAGAGAGUACUGAGAGAAACAACGGGGAAACCGCAACAGCUGCGAGCAGCCGUUCGUUUAGUUGAUGACGGAGAGUGGCUGGCAUGAUUUAUAGCAGAUGCAUGUAAAUUUAAAGCGAAUAUGCUUUAAAAUCUGUAAACAAGCCGUCUGACCAGCAGCGGGCUGCUCGGCUGACGUUAAAUGUUGCUGAUUUACAAUUAUCUGCCGCAAAUUUCAGUUUAUCUUCGAUUUACGUGCUGUUUAACUUUCAUAUUUUUUUGCUGUGUAAUUAUGACAUUUUGUCAGAUGGAGGUCGUUACAAUGAAAUAAUAAUUUAAUUAAACUUCCAACCGUUGAAAAAAAUCACCUUUCUAGUUUGUAGUUUUGCAUUAAUUUAACAAAAAAAAUGUAUUAAGAAGGGUUGAAUUUCCAGCUGUUGUUAUACUUGCAGUAACUGUUUCUAAUUAAUUUUGUUAGUUCUAAGCUAAUUUGAUCUUCCAUUAUUUUUUCAUUUACGAAUAAUAAUCUUUAAAGUAUUACUUACCUUCACGUAAGUAUAUUAUCGUCGCGGUUGAAACAAUUUUUUUUUUCAAAUAAACAAGGAUGGGAUCAUUCAUUUGCAAUCAUUUACAUUCACUUGCGAAUAUCUCGCUUCAGAAACAUUGUAGCAAAAACUAAUGUAUGGAGCACCUUUUCAUUUUUGUUUUACCUGAAACUUUGUAGAACAAUUUACUAGUGUAGCGCCAAUAAUAAAGCCAACAGAAGGCAGCAAACGCAACUCCACGGCGUGAGUGUAAUUUACAUUCACCGCGUGGAGAGUUGCCUUCACAGCUCGUUCACGAAUUUGGAAUGCGUGUGUGACCCUAAUGCUAUUCGGCGAACUUCCAGAUAAAACUAAAAGGUUCAAUUCAUCCAUACAUAGUUUUUUUGAUAGAAUGCUUCUGAACAGAAUUGGUAUCAAGUGAAUGUAACUCUUUGCAAAUGAAUGAUCCCACCCCUGCAAAUUAAUAUGUGAAACAUAUUGCGCUGGACAGCAAAUCUGGCCCUCUAUCCAGCGCAAUAUUUCCGAAGUACGUGCAACACAUGGUUUACGAAAAAAUCGAAUUUCGCUUGACAAAAAAUCAAAUUUUUAACUUCAAAAUAGGUAACGGUUGAAUUAAAUUUCAGUCAAUGAAGGUUCAAUGAGAAAAUCUUAUUGGAAUCUUAUUGGAAUCGUAAAUAACAUACGAUUCCAAUAAGAUUUUCUCAUCGAAUGUCGAACACUGUUGAAAGCUUUAAUGGUCGACAAAAAAGCUCCACUCAUUAGUGUCAUUCGUAUGUCGAUCCUGUAGGAUUACUAGCUUAGACUAGAGCAGUGGUGAAGUCUAGGGAACGUUCAAAAAUUACGUCCAACAUUUGGAUGACGGGGAAAGUGUGACAGUACGUGUAUAAGGUAUAGGGAAAAAGCGUGACAGAGGGGGGAGAGGGGGGGAUUAGAAAUCCCAAAAAACGAUGGACGUAAUAAAUGAACCUUCCCCUAGUGCUUUUUAUCCUAUAAGUCACGGGUUCCCAACCGGUGGUCCGCGGCCCCCUGGGGGGCCGUGAAGCCAGUCCAGGGGGCCGCGAUGGUAAAAAAAUGUUAAAUUUUUAUUCUAUGUUGUGCAAAUUAUACCAAUUUUUAAUUUUGUAUACCGUCAUCCCACAAUUUAAAGAACAAAUUUUCAGUAUAAAGCGACUUCAGAAGAAAAAAAUUUUUCGGCUGCCCCGCUAUUUUGCAGCUACGACUCAAAUUUAAUAUUUAUGACAUCAUUGCUUAUGAAAUGUGAGUAUUAGCGUGGUUCAAAAAAAUCGUUUCUGCUCCACACCGCUUAUUCGAUUCAUAUCCAGAUUUUAUGCCUUCUCACAAAAUUUGAGCUCAUUUGGUUGAAAAUUGAGACUGCACAAGCCUUUCAAAGUUUGUAUGGGAAUUACUAUGGAGAAAUGAUGAUUUUCUUUCAAUGGACCGUAACAUUUUCCCAAGUGCCCCAGAGGGUUAGUUGACCCUUGGUACUCCCAGGCUACUCUAUCAGCCACAACUUUGCCGAAGAUCGCAUUCAAAUCGAACGCCUCAUUAAUUAGUUAUCGAUUUGCACCCAACUGGAGAAACUUUAACAGUGAUCCUCCAGCUUCCUAGCAGGCAACAUUGCUGCAUAUGGCGCCAAAGAUAGCACACUGAAAUCAUGGCUACUAUGUUUCACUGCAAAAUGCAGUGAUGCCCACCGAGUAGUUUAACCAUCAUCAGUAAAGAUUUCGAUUCUGGAUAAAAAUCGGUUACUAAUUAAUGAGGCAUGCGAUUUGAAUGCGGUCUUCGGCAAAGUUGUGGCUGAUAGAGUAGCCUGGGAGUACCAAGGGUCAACUAACCCUCUGGGGCACUUGGGAAAAUGUUACAGUCAAUUGAAUGAAAACCAUCGUUUUCCCAUAGUAAUUCCCAUACAAACUUUGAAGGGCUUGUGCAGUCUCAAUUUUCAACCAAAUGAGCUCAAAUUUUGUGAGAAGACAUAGAUUCUGGUUAUGAAUCUGUUGUAUCAGUUCGAAUGCUAUGUAUACUUUUGUCCCAGUGUAGAUUAGACUGUCGUUUGACAGAUCCAUAAACGCCAUAUCAUUCUACCAACCACACAACCCGAUGUCAAUUAUUCACAGGUCCGGGUGAACGUAUAUGUUUGCCUGUAUUUGUCGAUAAAAAUAUGUAAACAAACCGAUCAGCUGAUCGCGACGUCACGUUCGCCAGAAAAUUUGUUCGCAGCUUCUGGAACGUGACGUCACCUUCGGCAACUUCGUGCGAUUUCGGCUUGCCGAAGUUGACAUGACACGACUACUACUUCAAAAUUAUCAUAUCACAAACACCACUUUACCCGAUGGGCCUAACCUGGUGAAAUUUAGAACAUUGCACACAACCCCAAAAGCUUAUACAAUGUAGGUUACUAGUAUGAAUAAAGUGAGAUGAUCUGUCUCUUCUAACGUGAACGUCGACGAGUGAACACCUCUUUAUUUUGAGUGCAGAAACACCCCGAACAUAGUACAUUUUAGUGGCUAACGAGGAUUAAGUUCGAUUUUCGCGUGUGCAAUUGGAGAUUAGUGGAAAUUUCUCGGCUACUAGUGCAAUCAGUCGGUAAGUUUUUACGCUGUAGAGUGACAGUGAUGAAAAGUUUUUUUUUAGUGAUUUGGCGUACAAUUGAGUUUUGAAAGCGUAUAUUGUUUAAGCUCACAGUUCCUUUGUUCUUCUUGCUUUGUCUAGAGCCGGUCGUCUGCGACGCUUGCAGCUCUGGGUACGCGGGGGCGCUUUUUGCGACGUGUCGGCCAUUGAAUUUCACCGGAGUGUACCAGCUGCCAAGGUUGAAUACGUGGAAUUUGAUCCACUGCUGUUUCUACUGGUUGUUGCUGUUGGUUUGGAGCGGUUGCUGCUGUUGUGUGCUGUGCUGGGCGGACGAGGUGUAGUGCUGCUGGGGGACUUAACGGUUCUGUUUCGGUGUGAACAAUUCGGCGAUUUCAAAUCCCGGGACGAUAUCCCUACUCUGGUACCGCAGCAGGCGGAGUCAACCAUUGUCAACCGGCGCGAGAGGUUCUCAACGCGACGUGCGGAAAGCGACAAAAAAAUAAGGCAAAAUGGCGUUAUAUGGAACCAUUGAUCCCUACGUCCCAGGAACAUCGUUUUCUAAUUACAUAGAGCAUAUUGAGUAUUUUUUCUCGAGCAAUAAUGUUCCCGAUGAACGAAAAAAAGAUUUAUUUAUGACUUUUGCCGGUAUGGCAACUUUUGAAGAGCUUAAAUUGCUCUAUCCAUCCACAGAUUUGAAGACAUUGUCAUACGCGGAGAUUACAAAAAAACUUAAAGAAAGAUUCGAUAAGGUAGACAAUGAAUUAGUAUCCAGAUAUAAAUUCAGAUGCCGUAAACAAGGCCCUUCCGAAUCCAAUGAAAAUUUUAUUCUAGCAGUGAGAUUAUUGGCGGAAUCGUGUGAUUUUGGACAGUUUAGAGACACAGCUAUAAGGGAUCAAUUGUUGUUCGGUUUGUCGGAUAGAAAACUACAAAAACGUUUGCUGAGUGAAGAUGAGUUGACAUUAAAAACUGCGGAGAGAAUUAUCAAGAGUAGUGAGAUUGCUGUAAAUCAGGCUGAUGCUAUUAAUGAAGAUCCGAAUAUAAAUUCAGUGAAAUAUCGGCUUGGCAGGAGAGGUGAAUAUAGUGCGCAGAAAAUAGAGUACCGUGGUAGAGAGAGAAGCAGGGGUCGUGCCUACAGGGGAUUUUAUGACCGGUAUGAUAGAAGCAGAUCUCGUUCAGGGCCAAGCGCAGGACAAAGAUCGUCCAACAGAGGUCGUUACGCGAAUUUUGUGUGCCAUUUCUGUAAACUGCGCGGCCAUAUCCAAAAGCAUUGUUACAAAUACAAAGACAGUCAAAAAGGCUCUGUUAAGUUCGUUGGGGACGUUUCAAAGCAAGACACCGCCCGGGAUGAUGUGCAUGACUAUUUCAAACGGUUGCAAGACGAUUACAGCAGUGACAGCGACAGCUCAGGUGACUAUCCGUGUUUAAUGAUUAGGUCAGUCCAUAAGAUCAGUGAACCUUGUCUUCUAGAUGUUGAAAUUGAGGGUAAAAUAUUCAAAAUGGAAGUGGAUAGUGGUUCAGCUGUCACUGUUAUCUGCAAAGCUGAUUAUUUGAAGUUUUUGAGCAAUAAUUUGCUGAAAAAGUGUAAACUGGUGGUAGUAAACGGAUCAACUCUGGAAGUUCUUGGCAUUAUUUCGGUAUACGUUUCUGUAAAUUUUAGAAAAGUUAAGCUGGAACUUGUUGUCUUGAUUAAUGAUCGUCGUUUUGAUCCUCUUAUUGGAAGGGAUUGGCUAGAUGUGUUCUUCGAGAAUUGGCGAACUUCGUUUUCUAAUGCAUUGAUGAUUAAAAACAUUCCUGGCCCAAUUGAAAGCAAAACUGCUGACCUUAAUCGGAUUAAAUCCAAGUAUGCAAGUGUUUUUGAUAGAGAUUUGUCCACUCCUAUCAAAGGCUUUGAGGCCGAUUUAGUACUUAAAGAAGAUUCGCCAAUUUUUCGCAAGGCUUACGAUGUACCAUAUCGGUUAAAAGAAAAGGUGUUGAACCAUUUAGAUUCACUGGAAAAAGAUGGAAUCAUUACUCCUAUUAAAACAAGUCUUUGGGCGUCGCCGGUGGUAGUAGUGAUAAAGAAAGAUGGGGACAUUCGUCUUGUCAUAGACUGUAAAGUAUCUAUUAAUAAGGUAAUUAUCCCUAAUGUGUACCCUUUACCUACCGCACAGGAUGUGUUUGCCUCUCUGGCAGGAUGUAAAGUAUUUUGUUCCUUGGACCUGGCCACUGCUUACACUCAGUUGAAUUUGUCUUACAAAUCAAGAAAGUUUGUGAUUAUUAACACUCCUAAGGGACUUUAUUCAUAUAAUAGGCUCCCUCAGGGGGCUUCAUCCAGUGCAGCCAUAUUACAGCAAGUCAUGGAUACAGUUUUAAAUGGACUUGAAUUUGUUUCAUGCUACCUUGACGACGUGUUGAUUGCUGGAAAGGAUUAUGACGAUUGUAAACAGAAGUUACUUUUAGUUCUUGACCGUUUAAAUAGAGUAAAUAUUAAAGUGAACUACAAGAAAUGUAAAUUUUUUGUUAGUGUGCUCCCGUUUUUGGGGCACAUGAUUUCAGAGAAUGGUCUUCAACCCAAUCCUGACAAAGUUGCCACUAUACAGCAAGCUGAAGUACCUGAAAAUGUACGACUCCAACGAUAUAUUAUGGAGUUGUCCAUAUAUGAUUAUGAAAUUCUAUACAAACCGUCAGAGCGCAUGGGUACGGCAGAUUUCUGCUCCAGAUUUCCAACGAAAGAUGAAGUACCUAAAGGGUUAGAAAAACAUUUCAUAAAGAGUUUAAAUUUCUCUGAGGAACUCCCCUUGAACCAUAAGUUAAUAGCGGAUGAGACAAAUAAUGAUAAAUUUCUUCAACAAGUUAACUCGUUUUUACAGCAUGGCUGGCCGAAAAGGUUGGAUAAAUGUUUCAGGGACAUAUUUUCACAGCAUCAGCAGUUAGAGAAAGUGGACGGUUGCUUGCUAUUUGAGGAUCGUGUGGUUAUUCCAGAAUCUCUGCAACGUAAAAUUUUGAAAAUACUCCAUGCCAACCAUGCGGGUAUAAUCAAAAUGAAACAGGAAGCUCGUAAGACUGUAUACUGGUUUGGAAUCAACACUGACAUUGAGAAUUAUAUGAAGCAAUGCGAUACUUGUUUAAAAAUAACUGUUGUCCCCGACCAAAACAUUACAUCCAAAAUGGAUUCCUUCGUUUAGACCAUUUGGAAGAGUUCAUGCUGACUUCUUUUUUUUUGAAAAGCAAAUUCUACUCCUAGUAGUAGAUAGCUACUCCAAGUGGCUGGAAAUAUAUUGGAUGAAGUUUGGCACGGAAGCAUCAAAAGUCAUUAGAAAGUUGACUAGUUUUUUCGCCAGAUUCGGCCUUCUCGACAUUUUUGAAACAGAUAAUGGCCCACCGUUGUAAAUUUCCUCGAAAGACAAGGCGUCGAAGUUCUAAAAUGUCCACCUUACCACCCUCAAAGUAAUGGUCAGGCUGAGAGGUUGGUAAGAGUAGCAAAGGAGGUGUUAAAAAAGUUUUUGGUUGACCCAGAAAUGAAGGCCUUGGAUUUCCAGGAUAAGUUGGACUAUUUUCUGUUCAACUACCGUAACAGUUGCCUAACAGCCGACGCUACUCACCCUGCGGAUAAAGUUUUUGCAUAUAAACCCAAAACUUUAAUUGACUUGAUUAACCCUAAUUUAAAUAAAAGAAACCGACAAGUUGUGACCAAGGAGGAAGAUAAAAGUUCAAAAACUGUUGACAGUACUAAGAAAGAUCCUUUGGCGAAUUUAGUUCGAGGAGACAAGGUUUACUAUAGGAACUAUAACCCUAACAGCAUUGAAAAAUGGAUUGAGGGAGUUUUUAUUAAACGAAUCUCUCUCAAUAUUUUCCAGAUAGCGGUCGGAGCAAACUUAGUCUCGGCCCACAGGGGGCAGAUAAGGCCAGCCAGUAAAUCCGAACCUAGGCGAAAUAUUCAGCUUCGGUUGGUUGAAGAGAGCAGUAUGCCAAGAGGAACGAAGAGGACCUUCGGGGAACUGGAGGAAGCAGAAAUUUCUAGUUCAGACACACCUGAGGAAAUCGAGACUGACAGUGCACCACCGCAUCCUGCAAGAAGUGAAGCUCAUCCGAGCAUUCUGCAACCAAUACGUUCGGAGAGAAAUUUAAGAAGAUCCACUAGAAAAAAGAAGGUUAAAGUGAAUGAAGAUUAUGUUUACUAUCAGUAAAUUUUCAAAGCAUGAAUUUGCGUACGAAAUACUGUUUUUUUUCUAAAUAUGAACUACAAAUAGCAACCAAUUGCAAUCGAAUAAUAUUAUGUAUAAGUUAAUAUGAAUUUACGUUACUUGAAAUUAUUAGAUACGAUGGUUUUGAUUUAAGGGAAGAGAAGUGUUGUAUCAGUUCGAAUGCUAUGUAUACUUUUGUCCCAGUGUAGAUUAGACUGUCGUUUGACAGAUCCAUAAACGUCAUAUCAUUCUACCAACCACACAACCCCAAAAGCUUAUACAAUGUAGGUUACUAGUAUGAAUAAAGUGAGAUGAUCUGUCUCUUCUAACGUGAACGUCGACGAGUGAACACCUCUUUAUUUUGAGUGCAGAAACACCCCGAACAUAGUACAUUUUAGAAUCGAAUAAGCGGUGUGGAGCAAAAACGAUUUUUUGAACCACGCUAGUGAGUAUCGAAUAACAAAAACGUAUCAUCACUCCAAAAAUUCUUCACGUCCGAUUGACGUGAAAAAUCACGUAACCUCCCAAUUUUGUUGUUUACAACCAAUUCACAUGACUCAUGUGAACUUUACUUAGAGUCAUGUGACUUUGACGUUGAAUUCAGGUCAAAGUUACAUGAUUUUUCGGUCUGAAAAAAAUAAUGAGUGACUCUUCAAAGUGAGUGGACAAGAUGGCGUCAACGAGAGCGUUUGUCAGUCAGCAAGUAAACAACAGUGUUUUUAUCUAUCAGCUAAACAUAAAAGUGUAAGUUAUAAAUCGAU